Molecule: messenger RNA, 1678 nt
Organism: Carcharodon carcharias (great white shark)
Lineage: Eukaryota; Metazoa; Chordata; Chondrichthyes; Lamniformes; Lamnidae
Exons: 8
Coding region: 98-1393 (431 amino acids)
Biological process (GO): cell-cell adhesion
Cellular component (GO): cell-cell junction
Molecular function (GO): cell adhesion molecule binding
Source: RefSeq, a predicted model, not a curated record
CAGGGACACUGGAGAUUAUCAGUGUGUGGCAGAGAAUGAACAUGGAGCAGUGGAGGGGUUCAUAACCAUCACUGUGGAAUAUCCCCCACAGGAGACCAUGGUGUCCAUCAGCAGAUCCUCAGGUGGGAUAAGAGAGGGAAGCAAUAUCACAUUAACCUGCUCCAGUGAAAGUGUCCCACCGAUAUCUCAUUACACCUGGUUCAGGAUCGAGGGGAACACCAGCACCCAGUUAAACACAAGUAGCCGCUCUCUCUCCUUCACUCCUGUAACACGGGAGAAUGAUGCAGGUUUCUACUGCACAGCGAGGAACCCAGUGGGUAACAGCACCUCCAACAUCACCCACCUGAACGUACAAUAUAAGCCGGAGAUUUCCCAGCAGUCGGAGUGCACUCGGAGGUCAGAGAGGGUCACCUGCGUCUGUGUGGCCAACUCCAACCCACCCGGAGACCUCACCUGGCAACUGCCCAGUGCCAACAUCAGUGGUAACCAAACACACGGAGGUUUUGUGUCGUGGCAGGUCAGAGAUGGGCAUCUGGUGACUGGUUCCCUCACCCUGAUGAGACCCCAGGAUGAGGGAGGAGUGAUGGCAUCCUGCUCGGUUCAAAACCCACACGGGGAAGCCACGUUCAAGAUGUAUCUGUGGGUCAAAGGUAGAGACUCCAGUAAAUGGACAGUAGGAUUGCUCACGGCUGGGAUCAUGUUGAGUGUUUUACUGGCUGGAAUCUUCAUCUUCAUCUGUGUGAGAAAGAGAAAGACAGCGAUGGAGGAGAGAGUUUCAGGGACCAGUGACAUUGCAUUGACCCCCAGUCCACUCUCUGUGAAGCACCAGGGUAAACAGAACGUGCUGAUUACUGAGCCCCAGAACACAAACAGAGACACAACUGGCGAGGGGCAGACCCCAGCUCCCCGGGGUAUCUCUGAAGGUGCAGUGGGAGGCGAUGUUGUACAUGGGAACCCCAACAAAACUGAAGAGUUUCUAUACGCCAAUCCCCAAGUCUUGAGGAUGUCCAGUGGUGAUGGGUCUGUCCACAGGGAAGAGGAGACAGAAUACGCACAGAUCAGGAGAAAGACAGCGAUGGAGGAGAGAGUUUCAGGGACCAGUGACAUUGCAUUGACCCCCAGUUCACUCUCUGUGAAGCACCAGCGUAAACAGAACGUGCUGAUUACUGAGCCCCAGGACACAACCAGAGACACAACUAGUGAGGGGGAGACCCCAGCUCCCCGGGAUCUCUCUGAAGGUCCAGUCGGAGGCGAUGCUGGACAUGGGAACCCCGACAAACCAGACGAGCUUCUCUACGCCAACAUCAACUUUUCAAAGCUGCCCAGCGGUGACAGGACUGUGCACAGGAGCGAGGACACGGAAUACGCACAGAUCAGGUUCCAGAAAAACUGAGUGUGAAACAGGGACCGAGGCUGUGGGGUGUGUGCAGCCAACAUGGCCAAAUAGUAAUGAACAGAAAUAUGAUGUUGCUGAACUUUUUUUUUAUCUGUUCUGAGUGAGCUUUCUGAAUGCUGCACCUUUUUCCAUGCUGUAAAAGAUUGUGAGAAGCUUAUGAAUUAUGUAUAAUGUUACAUCUGUUAAUACAAGGUGAGGUGAGAGUGACUGCCUUUGACAUCAAGGCUGCAUUUGACCGAGUGUGGCAUCUAGGAUCCCGAGCAAAACUGGAGUCAAUGGGAA